AAUAUAAAUAUUAAAUUACAAUAAUCUUAUCAAGCUGGUGCAUAUUAUUUUCCACGUUAAUCACUUCAAAAAUAUUUAUAAACAAAAUAUUGAAGAUGUGCUAGUUUUUCUUAACUGAAUUUAAUCAACUCAAUUGGUGCUAAUUAUCAACAAAGCUUGUAUAUUGAAACUAAAAACAUGUUGCUCUUCAAGAAAUUAUGCCGUAAAACAACUAGUAACAGUAAUGAACGCCAACAGCAACAACAACACCGGCGUACACGCACACACAGUCAGAGCGCCGAGCAAGGGCAAGGACAGCAGAGUCAACAAUCGCCGGCCGCCUCACCCACCAGUUGUGACGCUGUUACGCUUCGAGUGGCAAAUCCUUUAGACAACUCGACGACGCGCCGAAUUCGCCCGCGUGAGGACAACGUGAGUGGGCGGCAUCAGUUUGCUAAUCGUGUGUUGUGUCGAACGCCGCCGCCGGUUUACGACUCACUGCCAGCUACACCACCGCCCUCGUACACACCGCACACUGGCAGUGUGGCAGCGGGUGUUGUUGGCGCGGACGUAGCCCAUAGUGCGGAAGUCUGGCAGCCAUACGAGCCGGCAGCGCAAGCACAAUGCCAAGCUUUCAACGUCCCUCAAUGUGGCAGUAAUGUCGCCGAUUAUGUUGAAGUUUUACUUCCCGCGUGCAGCGCUGGAUAUCAGCAGCAGCAGCAGCGAGCGCAGCAGCAAUUAGUGCAACUGGGCGAGAAUGUGGCGCCAACAGUUGGCCAACAGCAAGAGCAACAGCCAGCGCCGGCAUUUGAAGCACACGUACAAGUGGGAGAGCAGCAACAGCGACAUCAACAGCUACAGCAGCUGCAACAACAUCAACAACACUUGCGUCGCCGUCGACGUUUGCAUUUGCUGCAGCAACAACGUUUAUCGAAUAUUAACGCGACAAGCACAGACAGCACGAGCAGCGGCAGCAAUUGCAGCCUUAGUAAUAGAAACAAUAAUAAUAACAACAACAAUUUUAAUUUCAACAACCACAAUCAGCUUGUUGGUGUCAGUGCCUCUGGCGGUGGAGGCGGCGGUAGCAGCGGUGACAGCGAAGCUUACGCUCGCUUGCCAAUCGGUAGUGAACGACGACGUCAACGCCGCCAGCAGCGUAUUGGUCGUGGCUUAAGGGAUGCGUAUUGCCCUGAUUUGCUACACGCUUGCUCCUUAAUUCUAAACCAGCAGCAAGAACAAACCCUCGAACCCAAUGACACUAGCAACGACAGCUCUGUGAGCAAUUUUACAGCAACACCACCACGUCGCACCCACAGUCGCUGCUCCACAGAUUAUGUGGAAAUAGAUGAAAUCCGUCCAGUGGCACGCGAUCGAGAGGUCGAACGAUUUAGAGAUCUACAACCCAACAAUUGGCAGCCGCAAGUGGAACAUGCUAUUAGCACACCCGAACUCCGACGAUGUGUCUAUAAUGGCCGAGAUGUUGGUGCACAAUUAAACGUGGAAGACACUGAGAACAGAAGAGACGUCGAGUACCAAAGAUUAGCAACGAACUCAACUCAACGGGACAUGGGUCAGAAUUUAAGUUUACGCCGGCCGCGUAUCUCACUAACUUGGGUAUUAAGAGAACAGCAACAACAACAACAACAGCAACAGGAGCCACAAAACGAACUACAUACACCCUUGAAUGGCGAUGAGGAGCCGAGCACAACGAAUUGCAAGGAACUUGGCAACGGCACAUUAGAGACACCAAAUAAUAAUAACGGUUGUGUAAACGGUUUGCUAGCAACUAAGCAACGCACCGAAGUGGUACCAACACAGUUGACCACCACUUCGACGACGAAUACGGCUACUACCACAAUAACAACGACAACGAAACGUUAUCGCCUCAAACAGCUGCCUGGCAGCACUGAUCCACUCAAUGGCUAUGCCACCACACCCACCGCACAUAUGCCAGCCAACGCAUUGACACCACAGAAAUUCUUCAGCAAUCAGAACUUAUUGGAAUAUAGAGAUAAAACUCGUGCACCCUCACGUGAGCUGCUCUUCGUCUGUACCCCACAACGUUUGCCGAAGAGUUAUGACAACAGCGAAGCGCUUUCGUUGGCCAAAAAGCGCAAUGAGAUACGUAAACGACUUGCAGCCAAGAUGGCAACGCUGCAAGGCAAUGGCAGAGCCAAUGCGGACGGUGCUGAGGCAAGUCAGUUGGCCAAAAAUGGCUGUGGCACAGCGGUAGCAGCAGGCGCGGUGCUCACCCCGAAUGGUAUUGUGCUUGAAAAGGAGGAACUAAAGUCGCUGAAAGGCACUUACUCCGAGCCGAGCUUGAUCGCUGCUUCGGAGGGCCAACACCGCCGUCAUCGGCAUCGCAAACGACGCGAACGUAAUCGUGGCCCAAAGUUCGGCUACGAGAUAAGUAAUGUGGAUGAGUUUCUCUCGAAGUGUUCACUAGCGGCGCCCGGCAAUAUACCUGUCGUGCUCUCUGCCGCCAGCACACUGUACCAAACGCGUCCGGGACAACAGCAGAUUGAAAUUCCACUGCCGCUUGGUAUGGUCGUGAAUGCGGUGUUCAAAAAUCAAAACUGGCUUUAUGUACAAACGCCACAUGCCGAGGAGGGCUAUGUCGUCUACUCGUGUUGUCUGCCGCUCGGCAUACUGCCACCGAAUGUGCGUAGUGGCGCUGCGGUAAACAACAAACCAGCGCCCUGCUGGGAGUCCAACGGUGAUAUAUUUCCACGCCCUGGCGGCAAUAUGACCGACUCCGAAAAGGAGAUACGUCUGCGUGGUGGCACGCGCUCCGAUGGUGCACGCACGCCACGUGGCAAGCGCGGUGAUGCCGUCGGCACCGAUGUGGAUGCGACAAAUGGCAAUGCCACGCCCAUCAUUUCCACAACCGCCUCCACUUGCGGUGAACAUCAGGUGGAUCGGCUUUAUUUGCGUGCAGCCUCGCAGCCGCGUCUAGUCGAGAAAGCUUACGCGCAACUUAGAUCCACAAAGCAAGCGUUGGCGCAGCAGAACGCCGGCAAUGAUGAAUACGUCACGCUGCAACAACAACAACAGCAGCAGCAUAAGUCAAAGUUACACGUGCAGAAGCAUAUGCAACAACAACAGCAACAGCUGCAACAAUUCAACAACAAGCCGCUCAUCAAUGGCUCGUACAUUACGAACGGUCAUAACGGCCAACACCUUCAUCCAAAGAAUACCAACAAUGCAACGCUGGCAAGUGUGACACCCAAUGCCACGCCCAGCGUUACCAGCAUGUCGCACAGCGCCAGCUUUGCGGCGAACUCCACCACAAAUGGCAGCGUGAAGAACGCCAAAUUACAACAACACGCCAGCGUGCUGCACAUGGCCAGCCGGAAGCAGCAUGGCUUGCGUCAGACGCUGGUCGCUAUCAACACCGACUACUCCACCGAGAGCAUUGUGUUGCACAAAGGUGAAAUUGUGACACUCUGUGAGUGUCGUGAGUCCAAAGAUCACCGACAAUGGUUCUAUGUGCGCACGCGUGACGGACGCGAGGGUUACAUACCCGCCGAGGUGGCCGGUCAUGGCUAUCUGUAGAUCCGUUACUUUUUUGCAUAACUACUAAUCAAUAACGAAAAGUUAAACUUGAUUCUUCUAGUUGUAAGUUGCACCCACACAUACACUCAUUCCAGUCGCUUAGUCUGUAGCAGCUACAUACAUACAUACAUAUUAAAUAUAAUAUAUUAUAAAUAAUCUAUAAAAUUAAAAUUAAAAUUGAAAAUGAAAAAAGAUAUUUGUCUGUAGCACUGGGUGUGCUAUGUUUAUGAAAUACAUUUAAUUAUGCUUAAAAAGUGUUAUACUCUUAUGUACUUUAAGUAUAGAAAACGUUGUUUGUAUGUAUGUGUAUGAACUUAAGAUUAAUUGCAAUGAAAGCUGUUUACAAAAAUUAAAUAAAUUAUCACUCCAUCAUCAUAACAAUUAAAAAAACAAUAUACGACGAUUGUUUCAUUAUACGAUUUGGACUUGAAGACCACCAAAGAAAAAGGAAAACUCCAGUGAAUG
This is a messenger RNA of Zeugodacus cucurbitae (melon fly), 3999 nucleotides long. RefSeq lists its product as uncharacterized. The record is from RefSeq and is a predicted model, not a curated record. Gene Ontology annotation, molecular function: protein binding. The transcript has 3 exons. The coding region runs from base 178 to 3534 and encodes 1118 amino acids. NCBI's taxonomy places the organism in Eukaryota, Metazoa, Arthropoda, Insecta, Diptera, Tephritidae. Gene Ontology annotation, cellular component: endosome; trans-Golgi network transport vesicle; trans-Golgi network.